AUGCCGCAGUGCCAGGACUGGUGCCCAGAAGAUUGCCAGGGCACGGUCACCUACAAGUCUCCCUACACGCCCAUCUUCAACAAGGAGCCGCGAAUUCCACUAUCGCUCGCAGCGCCUGCGCUGGUGUACGCCCGCUUCAGUAUGGAGGCAGUAACCAUCGACGUGAAGUUCGACCGGGCGACCUUGCGUGGUGCCUUGCCACUGGACACCACCAACGACAUCGUGCCCGAUAUCAUCGACUACACCACGCAGCUCACAGGCGAUGCCUGGGACUGUGCGAACACCUUCGAUGAGGACACGGUGGUUCUGCUGGGCCCCUUCCCGGAGACGUCCUGCAAAUGGGCCGCCGAUGACUUGAUCCAGAUUUCCUUGCCGCGGCUCUUCGACAUUCAGGUUGGGGACCAGAUCUUUCUGCAGGCGGACACGAUCUACACGAUCCCGCGGCCCCAGGACAACGAGUACUCCAUGGCGGCGCAAGGCGGCAUCGCAAUCUCCCUGCCGGAUCCCUUGGAGGAGCCUGUGGUGAUUAUCACGGGGACGACUGAGAUCGACGAGUGCAGCCCGCUCCAGCUGUCUGCCAGCGACAGCUACUUCUUGGGUGGGCAGGCCACAUACAGGUGGGAGCUGCUCUCCUACCGAGAUCUCACCAACAACCCGGCCGGACGCAUCUUCAACCAAACGGCGCUGGAUCUCUUCCGCUUCGUGUUGGAGAAUGCCACGAACUUCAACGACGGCCAAGUGGUCUCCCCGCCCAACUACCUGGAGGAGGCGGUCGGCUUCAUGAUCAACCUCACCGUCACCAGCCGAUGGGGUCUCUCGAAGAGCGAGCUCGUCGAAGUGACGAAGCUCGACUUCCCCGCGCCGAUGGUCAGUAUCCUCGGGCCGAAGGAACUUCUCGUGAACCGCACGGAACAAGUGUCUCUACUGGCGAACGGUGUGCCAUCGGAGUGUGCCACGGUCUCCCGUCAGCUUGGCUACCGGUGGUCCGAGACCACGGGGCAGCUGGAUCUCCCGUUCAUGGACGGGAUCGUCUACACAACACGCUCCUUGGUCAUACCACCCUUCGUGCUGGAGCCCGUUGGCAGCGGCAGCGAUUUGAACAUGUACAACUUCACUGUCGAGACCUUCGCAGUCGACAACCCGAGCAAAGCGGCCUACGCAUCGGUGACCGUCAGGGUCCGCCGCUCCCCGGUCUUCGCAGCCUUGGCAACGGAGGAUCGGCUCAUGACGCGCGGAGACAUCUUGGUGCUCGAUGCGCGGCAAUCACAGGACCCGGACUACCCGACGAACCCGGGCAUGACCUUCGUGGGCACCUUCACCUGGUGGUGCCUCACCCCGGGCCGGCUGCCCUGCUUCGGGGCCAACGGCACGGGAUUGAUCCCCCCGUUGGAGACCUGCAUCACGGACUUCGACUCCAGGAUAGUGCAGGGCGGCAUGACCUUCUCACUGCCGCUCUUCGACGACGGUCUCUACUGCAGAUGGGCACGUGGCGUUCUUAUGGUCUCUACAGUGAACUUCACAGAGGGAGAGUACCUCUUCGAGGUGCAGGCUCAGGCCAACGAUGGCCGUCGCUCGAGCAAGGCUGUUCGGAUCACGAUCACCGAGUUGGUGGUUCCCCAGAUCCUGCUGGCUAUCGACAACCCCAUGCCAAAGUUCCCGGUCACAACCGAGAUCAGCAUCUCGGGGACCGUCGAGAGCGAGCUGGAUCCGACUGUGGAGCUCGAGUUCUCGUGGCGGAUACUUGUCUUCUCGUCGAACCCGCUCUACGACGGGGACCUUGCGCGGGAAGCGGAGUCGGAUAAUGACCCGACCACGGUGUACCUCGUCGACAAGAUGGUGUACAUAGACCAAACAGACGUGUACGACGUCACGAAUGCGUCGCGCUUCUUUACCAGGCCGGAUUCUCCGAAUAUGAUCAUCAAGGGCAAUGUGCUACAAGAGGACACCAUUUACAAGGUGCGGCUCGUGAUGACAGUUGGCGGCGGCCUGGUGGAAGGUUUCUCCGAUGUCUCCUUGCAGACAGCGGGGCUGCCACCCAGAUCUGGUACCCUUAUCUCGGCACCGCUCAACGCCACCAUGGACACGAAGAGGGUGAUAUCGGCCCCGGACUGGGUGGCCAACGACCUGCCCCUGAACUACCAAUUUGGCUACAUCCACUACCUGGGUGUGGGCCUGGAUCCAAUCACCGUACGGCUCAACACGGCGCCGCAGCGGGUGCAGCAGAUCGAGGUUGAGGAGCUACCGAUCGGCGAGCCAAGCACUGGCUUCUCAUUGGAAGUUUUCGUGGACGUCAUCACCCCUUUUGGGGCCACCACGACACGGACCAUCCAGGUGUUCUCUUUGCCGCCAAAGAAUGCGACUGCCAUCAUCAACAGAAAGAUGGAAGAAGCCAGAACGUCGGACCCGGAAACGGCUGUGAAUACUCUCAUGACCAUCAUCAACAUCAACCAGGCGCCGCCGUUGCCCCCCGGUGUUGAAGCUGCACCUGAAGAUCAAGCAGUACUUGAGCAGGUUCGCGAGGUGAUGAUCCAGGCCACAGCGGCCGCACCGGUGACCAUGAACACGGCCACGAAUCAGGCCGUCGUGACCAACUCGCUGAUCGACCAGGGCCUGAAGGAUGUUGAGUCCAUGAAUCUCCUCGAGGACCUAGUGCAGAGGUCGGCAGCUGCAGGCCUCUUCGACAUCAACGACCCCUCCUUGAUCACGACCUGCCUGGUCGCCAUUGGCAAUAUCCUUCCUGACGAUGGCGCCCCGACGGCGGCGGCACCAAUUGGCAGGAGCGUCGGCAUGCAAGCGUACAGCAUGGUCAGCCCACUGGAAGAGCUCACUUACGAGUACCAAACCGUGCGUGCCAGUGACGAGGAGCUCAUCGCCAGUCAAGUGCUCAGCACCAUCAACGGCCGCCAGCCGCAGAACCACGCUUUGCCGUUCAGAAAUGAGCGUGUGAUCGACAAGUGCGAGUCGGCCUACUGCGACAUGAUCUGGCUGCUCUGCAUCCACCAGGACGGAAGGAGGACCCUCAAGUUCAUGUGCUGUGAUGCGCCUAAUCCUGCCACCUUCUGCGACAACCCGCCGUGCUGGUUCUUCGGCAACAGGUGUCCCGAUACCGGCGCUGGCAGCUUGGAGUCUCCCUCUGCCUCGGCGGCUGCGCUGGCUGCUUCACGAAGGCUGAAAGCGCUGGAGAACAUGACGGAGCGACACCUCCAGGCAAUCACCACGGCCAUACCGACACCAGCGCCAAUAUCUGGCGCGGGAGCUUUGCUGGUGAACCUGGAGAAUUCCGAAAUUCCGAUCCUGAACGACGUGCGAGUUGCGAUCCAGCGGCAGGAGAUCGAGAAGGAAGCGAAGCUGAGGGCCUCGGCGCAGAUGGAGGCCGAGGGAGCACGGCCUUUCGAAGCUUCGUCAAUCGCAGCCCGAGCCCCGAUGGCCACGGAUGUGGUAGAAGUGGCGGUCGGGGAGUACGUGGAGGCAUACUGGCCGGACGAUGACCAGUGGCUGCCGGCUCACAUAUCUGCGAUCUACGACGACGGAUCGCUGAGCAUUACUUGGGAGGACGGCUCCCUCAGUGAUGUGACCGCGGACUUUAUCCGCAAGCCCGCCACGGAGGAGGAACCUGCGGAAGGCGGGGCAGAUGGUGUUCAAGAGGUGACCGAGGCUCCCGAAAGCGACAUGGACGCGCUCCUCGCGGCUGCAGAAGCCGCGGGCGCCUGCGCCGCGGCGGAGGACUUCGUCGCUGGGUCCCGGCCGCCGAGCGCUUUGUACUGGUCCAACACCCUCAAAGGCGAGGCGCCCAAGGAUGAGGAUGCCGAGGAUGAGCGAAAACGAUACAGGCCCACAGGCCUCAUGAGCUCGGAGGAGGCCCGCAAGCUGGCCUUGGAGGCCAAGAAAGCACGGACCAAGAUCUCCCGAGGAAAGACUCUUCAGAGGAGGCAUGCUGAGUACAACCGGGUCGAAAAUGGAGCCUUGUACGCCUUAGAGCCACCCUUCGAGCGCGCCACGAAGAGGGCUGCAGCCCAGGCAGCAGAGGAGGCUGCAGAGCAAAUGAAGAAGGAGGGCGAGAGGCAAGUUUCCCAGAUCAUCACUCGAGCUGCCGUGCUGCGAGAUACGAUCUGCAAGCAGGUCAUCGUCCAGCUGACGACGGGAGCGCCACCCAUGCGUUUCGUCACCCCGGGCUUCAUCCUGUACAUUGGCCGAACGCGGAACAUGAGCCAGGUCAGCCCUGUCUUCAUCUUCCCGGACAAGUUUGCCGUGCCAGCAACUGCCGGCAAUACGCCCACUCCAGGGAGCAACGUGACGGCCUUCUCGUUCAUCUUCGUGGAGUACAGGAAGAACAUCUAUGGCUGGUCGGAUUCCGCACCCCCAGGCAACCAAACGCGGAUCAUCACACUUCUCGUGAUGAGGGCGAGUACCAUCGAGAUCGAGGUGCGCAACGAGAUUUUCCCCAUCCGCGUUUUCGCAGAUCGGACGCUGUACUCGGCGGGUCUCUGCAUGUACUGGGACCGCUUCGCUGCCGACAGCGCGGGAGGAGCCUGGUCCCCUCAGGGCCUCCUAAAUUCGGGUGACGGCUGCCUGACUACACACCUGUCGGACAUCGGACUCUUUGUGGAUGGAAGAGCCGCACGUGUCGUGGAGGUGGACCGUGCUAUCAGCUACUACAUCGACGAGGUGGUGGACGUUGGCACGAACUUCUCGCAGAUGGCCAUCCUAGGCUUCAUCCUGCUGUUGGGCACCUUCUGCGCGCUGUGGGGCUACAUCCAAGACGAGCUCAUGCGCGAGCAGCUGAAGACGGGCAAGGACAAGUCGGCUGUGCCCUACCACCUGGGCGGCGACGGUGUUGUCUCCCCGCUGACUGUCCUGGAUCCCAUCGCCUACAACUUCACCGACAACAAGAACCUCUUCCUGGCCGUGACCUUUUGGCGGGUGCUCAAGCGAGACCAUGCCCUACUCAGCCCUGUGUUUUAUCACGAGGUUUUCUCGCGGCCUCAGAGGAUCCUGUGCUUAGGCGUGCUGGCCACCGGUGUCAUGGCAGUGAAUGCCGUGAUUUACGGCAACCCGACCUUGGCUGUGUCGGGCGAUCAGUUCAUCGCCAGCGGUGUGUUGUCGGCCUUGCUGGCUUUUCCGCUCUUCAGCGCGGUGACCUUCAUGUUCCAAACGCGGCCUACCCCCGCCAAGAAGCGGCUCGUCAAGAAGGCCGCGAACUUCGACCAGACGGAGGCGAUCUCCAAGGUCCGUCGAGACAUCGAGGAAAAGUCGACACUGGCUCCUCCACCCGGCUACAUGAACCUGCCGGCCCUACCCCCAGCGCCCGGCAGCGUGGUGGGAGGAACGACGCUUUUGGCUCUGCCACCGCCCAUGAUGUCGCUGCCGCCACCGACGAAUGCGCUGAACAGCCAAUUCGGGCUGCCUUCGCCAGGGCCGCCACGCCUGCCCAUGGCACCCUUCGGGGAGUCCCAGCCUGCUCUGCCGGGGCUGCCAGGAAUGCCUGCUCUGCCCGGCUUGCCGCCACUUCCCACGUUGAAGGCCGCCAAUCCAGCACUCGGUGCACUACCACCCCCUCCGAAAUACCCGCAGCCACCUGCGCGCGCUCUUCGCAGCUCUUCUGGGGGCCCCGCAGCCUUGACAGCACCGCCGCCACCGCCGGGCGGACGGACGAUGUCGAACCCCUCCAUCCAGGGUCCUCGAACGGCCGGGCAAGGCUCUGCUCUGCCACCACCACCCUCGGGGACCUUCUCGGACAGAGAGGCCCUUCCGAUGCCCGGCACUGUGACUUCGGAGGCUUUUCAUCAGGCCGCGGCCGAAGAGACCGACGAGGCCGAGGAGGCUGCGGGGACGGCGGUGCGACGAAUUCAGCGGGACCCGAAGCAUGGGAUGGCCCCCGGAGAUCCGCCGCCUCUGCCGCCGUUGUCCGGCCCACCACCUCCGCCGAAGGGCAUGUCGACGCCCACAGGCGGGAUGACGCCGACGGGUGGAAUGACGCCGGUGAACCGGACUCCGGCAGGGUCAGCGUACAACACUCCAAGGACGCCACCACCGCUCUCAGGGAGCACUCCUGGAUCGUACAUGCCACCGGCCGUGCCGAAGGAUCUGCCCCCAAUGCCGUUGCAGCCAAUGGGGGUGACGAGGGGAGUCGUCCAUCGGGGAGAGCCGGCCAAGUUUCUGCCGGUUCCGUUCAAGGGGCCUCCUGGAGCUCCGCCUGUGGGUCCGCCGAUACCGAAGGGGUUGCCGGGCCUGUCGGGCAAGGCUCUUCCGGGCGGCGUGCCGCCGCCUCCACCACCCCCGCCGCCUCCGCCCCGGGAAGACGACCCAACCUUCGUCCGGCGUGUACGCCUGGCGUACAUCGACCGGGCAGCGAAGUCCCAUGCGCAGCAGCUCCAGGAUGAGGCACAGGACGUUGGCUGGGUGGCGCCGGAGUGGGUCUACCAGGUGACGCUGAUGUCACCUUACAUUGCCUCAGCAACGUCGAUCGCGUGUCAGGUGGUCCUCAACCUGACCUACAGCACCAAGUUUCAGCGAGUUGAGGAGCAGCAUUGGGCCUAUGCCUGCAUCAUCGGCGUGUGCCUCGCCUUGUUCGUCUUGGAGGUUAUCCGAGGCGCUGUGACGACGGUGGUCGAGCUGCGCAAGUUCGAGAUUCGCCGGCGGCUGGUGGGCGGCGAUUUCCUCCAGAGCCGCAUUCGGAAGAACGACGUGGGCCUGAAGAUGCGGAAAGCCCCGGCGAAGAAGCCGGCGCUUCCUCUGGCGCCGCCCAG
This is a messenger RNA of Symbiodinium sp. CCMP2456, 6746 nucleotides long. The record is from the annotation of a GenBank genome assembly. NCBI's taxonomy places the organism in Eukaryota, Dinophyceae, Suessiales, Symbiodiniaceae.